Lentinula edodes (shiitake mushroom) is the source of this 2349-nucleotide messenger RNA. RefSeq lists its product as uncharacterized. Gene Ontology annotation, biological process: transcription by RNA polymerase III. The record is from RefSeq and is a predicted model, not a curated record. Gene Ontology annotation, molecular function: protein binding. NCBI's taxonomy places the organism in Eukaryota, Fungi, Basidiomycota, Agaricomycetes, Agaricales, Omphalotaceae. The transcript has 10 exons. Bases 1 to 2349 code for a protein of 782 amino acids. Gene Ontology annotation, cellular component: transcription factor TFIIIC complex.
AUGCCGCGUACCCUCCGCGCGCGUAAAUCUCUGCCAAAUUAUGCCUCAAUCGUUGGAAUUGAAGACGAUGCUCAUGAGGCUGGUCCUUCUACGUUACUAUUAGACGACAGCAGCGGGAGUGACUUUACGCCGGAAACAGAAACAAAGUCGCGUAAAUCCCAGGGCGUCGACGUGGAUGAAGGGGGCGAAUUAUCCGACGCGGAACCACUGGAAAUCGCUGCUACCGCGCCAUCUAGAGUUAAAUCUAAAGGGAGGGUCAGGAAAGGGAAAGGACCGAUCAGCGUCGUGAAAUCGACAAUUCCCAAACCAACUACACUCUCCGGAAACUUCAGGCGCCAGAUGUAUAUCUUACCGACGCCAAGCGUUCACCAUCGACAUCGAGCAGUUCCUCUGUAUUUUACUCCAGGACGUGUCGAACGAUUGGUCUCGCGACCAAACUUGUUUUCAACCUCGGAAGUUGUUCUAACCAACAACUUCACAAUGAAUGCCACAAUCAUCGACCGAUUGAACAAGGCCUGGGGAUACAAUGUAGGUCCAGGCCCGAUGUGGGAACUUGUUGAAGAUCGCGGAUGGUUCAAAGAGGCGCAAGGUUUGAUGGAAAGCGAGAGGAAUAGAAGGCCAAGGGUUCAUGAAAAUGUCUCUGUUCUCAAUGGAUGGACUUUUCUGGAUGCAGAAGAAGGCUCAACAUAUCUCCCUACUGAUGAUAUCAUCACUGAAGAAGGCGACUUCAGACCACCUCCACCAAUACCUUGCUACUUUGGUCCUUUCGGUUCACAGACAGCUCGCACGACGGAAAUGUUAUCGGCGUUCAAAAUGGCGGAUUUUAUCCCAAAUAGCUCUGCCCAUGUAUUCAAUGCGGGGGCACCUGUUUGGGGUAUUGACUGGUGUCCAUUGCAUCCGGACACUCGUAAAGAGAAUGGAUACAGGUAUUACCUAGCUGUCGCGCCUCUGCCAUCCCCGUCCCAUUCGCCCGAAAUCGGAAUUCGGGUUCAAAGACCUUCAAAGGCAUGUAUCCAAAUCUGGAGUUUUGGUUCGGACGCUGGCUAUGAGUCCGCGAGUACCGGUAGGGAAGGAAGCACACAUGGAGCUUCUGAACCUAAUCCGGGGAGAAUGAAAUGCGAUUUAGUCAUUUGUAUCGAUUGCGGGCCUGCGUACGAACUCAAGUGGUGUCCUUUACCUUCUCCUUCAGCACAAACUGCAUUUGCAGGGCCGAAGAAGUUGGGCUUACUUGCCGGAACGUUUGAAGAUGGUUCUUUUGCCAUAUUUGCCAUUCCAGAUCCGAAAGACAUUGCUCCUCCGAAUCACGAUUACAUUAGGCUUCCUGAUCCAGUUCUACGGAUAGAAAUGGAGGAAACAUGUUGUUGGAGUAUUGACUGGGCUAAUAGUGAAGUUGUGGCUAUUGGAAUGACGAAUGGGUCUAUUGGUGUCUACGACGUUGGUUCUGCGCUAAAGCAGGUCGAUAACACCAGCUCCCUACCUAUCACAAACCUGCUCCCAACACAGUAUCUCAACAUCCAUCAGGCAGCUAUACGGACCUUGGCAUGGAUCCGUGCGCCAACGAAUGACAGAUUGGGGGAACCACGUUUUGACGAGGACCCCAUGAUACUAGGAAGUGGUGGUAAUGAUGGAGUAGUGUGCUUAACCAAUAUUCGGUCAGGACAUGGCUCCGUCAUGAACAGGACGCGAGAGUUAGAUGUUAUUAACUCGAUGUCGUACUCGUCUUACGGGGGUGGACCUGUAACCAUUGAUCACGACGACGCGGUCAAAGCCUAUUCUGCUUCGCCGAAGAUGUUGGGGAGAGGUCAUAUGUUGGUGGAGCCCCAGGGCCCAGUUUGGACUAUAUCUGCCUCAGACCUCCAUCCCCAACUUGCUGUCGGUGCAGCUGAUGGAACAUGUACGACGACAAAUCUCUUAAGAUCAACACGUCGAGGCGGCUCCGUUCCCUUCUUCGCGCACAAGAUCUAUCAGUUGGAUUACAACCGCACUACUAAGAAAUUCCGUAUGCUGGAGCAGUUCUUACCGCAAGAAACGCAAGAUCGUGGAGCCGCCAAUAACCCGAAUAAUGUUAAGCUCAAGAACGCUGCGAAUGAUGAAAGGGGCACGGGCGUGUGGCCAAGGGAAGUCGGCGUUCAGCGGGUGGUCUGGAACAGUGGAAAUGGGUUAGCAGCCGCAGGAAUGCUGGCUUCUGCGACAGGUUCGGGACUAUGUCGAGUGGAUGUGCUAUCUGGCAGGUGGUUAAAAGAAGGAAACGUGAAAAUGCCGUAUGGCGGUAUAGAGAAUAUCAGGCUAGAGGCUGACAAUGUCGUAGACGAUAUAGAGGCUGAUUCGGACGAGGGAAGUAGCAGUUGA